AUGUCCACCGGAGAAAAGGAGGAACUUGAACACGAAGAACACUGCAAGGCCAGAGAGCAAGAUGUUGCAGUUGCUUUUAUGGGAGGUGGCUCGCACUAUGUUGCCGUUACACCUGCUCUAGAGAGGGAAUAUCUCCGUCGCACCGAUGUUCUCUUGAUGCCCGUCUUGUUCAUUUCUUUCGGUCUUCAAUAUAUGGACAAAACGUGCCUUACAGGUGCCGCUUUGUUUGGUAUUAUCCAGGAUCUCGAUCUUUAUCAAAUCGUACCCGCUAGCGAUGGUAAGGGUGAAACAACCAGUUUACAAAAAUAUGCUUUUGUGUCGAUGAUUUUUUUCUGGGGCUAUUUGGUAGGGGUACUACCGGGGGUUGUUCUAUCUCAAAAACUCCCUUUAGGGAAAUUUGUGGGAGUCUCCAUUAUGCUAUGGGGAGGGGUAACAAUUUGUACAAUGGCAGUGAAGUCAUACGAAGGGUUCUUAGUCCAAAGAUUCUUUCUUGGGUUUACAGAAGCAUUGAUUUCGCCCGCUUUUUCGCUUAUCACCGCCAUGUGGUAUAAGCGAGAAGAACACCCUCUUCGGUUCGCCAUCUGGUAUUCAUCGACUGGUCUUGGCGCGUUAGUGGGAACGCUCCUCACCUACGGAGUCGGACAUAUCGGCGGUAGUCUCGCGCAUUGGCAGUAUCAAUACAUGAUACUUGGUACGGCGACAUUUGUCUGGGGAGUCAUUGUCCUGCUCAUUCUCCCUGACAACCCCAUCUCCGGCAAGUUUUUAUCUCAGGACCUCAAGGUAGUCGCAGUUGAACGGAUGCGGACUGAGCAGAUUGGUAUUGAAAACAAGACGCUCAAGUUAUACCAAGUCAAGGAAGCAUUCACAGACCCCAAAACCUGGAUCAUGGUUCUCAUUGUGUUCUCUGUCAAUCUCACAAACGGAGCGGUGGCGGGAUUCAGCUCGGUCAUCACGCAGAGUUUUGGCUAUUCCACAUUUCAGGCACUCUUGCGAUUGGGAGCUGGAGGGGCAGUUAUUUUCGUCACCCUCCUCGUUGCUGGCCUCAUGACAACAUAUAUAAAAAAUAUUCGAUGUUACCUCGCGAUUGUCGGCUGUCUCCCAGUCAUCACGGGCUCGUUGAUGAUCUGGAAAUCCAGUUGGACCAAUAUAGCGGUUCCACUAUGGGGAAUGUAUUUUCUCUGCUGGUACCCAGUCUCCUAUGUUAUGCUCCUUGCUCUGAUCAGCGCCAACACCGCCGGCCAUACAAAAAAAGCCGUCACAGCAGGUUUUACCUGGGCGGCUUAUUGCACCUCGAAUGGAAUUGCUCCUCUAGCUAUCCUAACUGAACAAACGAGCCAGCAUUACCCUACUGCGUUUAUUGUGUUUAUUAGUAUGACCUCAUUUGCGGCUCUCUUGAUUGUUGUUCUGCGAUUUUAUCUCAAUUGGUUAAACAAUAUGCGAGAUAGCAAGUAUGGUCUAGUUGAUGAGGCCGUAGCUGGUGCGAUGUCAUUUCAGGACUUGACUGAUAAGGAGAAUAAACAGUUUAGAUAUACAUUUUGA
Molecule: messenger RNA, 1539 nt
Organism: Talaromyces rugulosus
Lineage: Eukaryota; Fungi; Ascomycota; Eurotiomycetes; Eurotiales; Trichocomaceae
Exons: 4
Coding region: 1-1539 (512 amino acids)
Biological process (GO): transmembrane transport
Cellular component (GO): membrane
Molecular function (GO): transmembrane transporter activity
Source: RefSeq, a predicted model, not a curated record